This is a messenger RNA of Ceratotherium simum simum (southern white rhinoceros), 1245 nucleotides long. Lineage: Eukaryota; Metazoa; Chordata; Mammalia; Perissodactyla; Rhinocerotidae. The record is from RefSeq and is a predicted model, not a curated record.
GCGCUGCCAGGCCGCCCGCGGACGCCAGCCUUGGUCUCCAGACUCCGAAGGCCGAGAAGGAGCCGCGGGGCCGCAACCAUCCGCGCCCGCCAUGGGCCCGCGCCGCAAGCCCGAAGUCCCGAGGAGGCGCGCCGCCAGCCCGGCCCCCGGCAGCCCCCGGCGGGCCGCCUCCUUAGGCACUUCCUCCCGUCCACGUGGUCGCCGGAGGUACGCGAAGGUUCUGAGUGAGAUCCGAAAGCUUCAGAAGAGCACACACCUAUUGUUAAGGAAGAGCCCCUUCGCCCGCCUGGCAAGAGAAAUAUGUGUUACAUUCACUCGUGGUGUGGACUUCAGUUGGCAAGCCCAGGCCCUGUUGGCCCUACAAGAGGCAGCAGAAGCAUUUCUAGUUCAUCUCUUUGAGGACGCCUAUCUGCUCUCCUUACAUGCCGGCCGAGUUACUCUCUUCCCGAAGGAUGUGCAGCUGGCCAGGAGGAUCCGAGGCAUUGAGGAAGGGCUCGGCUGAGCUCCUGCCCCAGUGCCUGUAAGCCUUUCCUGCUCGCCAGGGAGUGAGUGCACUUUGGGGAAAAAAUGUCCAGCUUCUCAUCACUGGAGUGGGAGCUUCUCUGAAGGAAUUUCCCUUCUCCGUCCUUAGUCCCUUGCUGUCUUGGCUUCCCUUUGUCCUCUAGAACAGUUUUGACCUGGUUUGAACUUGAAUGCUUGGGACUCUGUGGCUCCUGCCCUUUCGUACAAUGUUGGAUAAAGAUAUUUUUCUAUUAAGUAAUGACCAGAUGACCCAAAUCUCUGACGGAGUUAAGCCUCUCCAUUUUACAAGGACCAGAUGAUCUCAUUUUGAUUAAGAGAAAGUUGUCUUACUUUUGAAAAUACCUGGUUAGUAAAUGUAAUUCCUAAAUUUCAGGGAUGACAGCCGGGACUCUGUCUGGAGCCAGGACCAGAUCCAUGGACUAUGAGAUGCUGCCUGGACUUGCUGUCUCUGAGUAGAGUGGGCAUGUUGCUUUUGUAAUUGUUUUUUUUAAGGAGAAGACUGCGUGGCUUUCCUCUGCAACAGGGGUAAUAUAUGAGAAAAUCAACACACUUCCAAAGGCCUGAGAAUUCUUUUCAAAUAGACUCCAAUGUUGACUUCAAUUUGCAAAUUAUUCACAUGACUGUUUAGUUAUUCAUAUGAUUUUGAAGACAUUAGAUUUUCUGGGUUAUGGAAAAAAGAGGAUAUUUAUUAUUUUAGAUCUUUCUGUACCAUUUAAAUUUUUU